Paraglomus occultum is the source of this 669-nucleotide messenger RNA. NCBI's taxonomy places the organism in Eukaryota, Fungi, Glomeromycota, Glomeromycetes, Paraglomerales, Paraglomeraceae. The record is from the annotation of a GenBank genome assembly.
AUGGUAGAGCAACCAAUUCUCCACAAUACGACAACAGACAUUGGCAAAGUAUCGAUGACAACAACUGCUACCGAUCCAGAUACAACAAUGACAAAAGACACAUCAGCAAAUACUCAGACAACCACCGAACAACAACAAUCACAGCAUGAAGCAAACGGCGGCGGCGGUACAUCAUCAGAUUUGACGACGACACAACGGCGAGAAACCAUGCCCACCAAAACAAAAAAGAAAUUCGUGGUCGGCCUCGAUGAUGGUCUUGAUUCCGAUUCACCCGAUUUGCCGAUAUACUCGUCUGAUGGAUCAUCGAAUUCUCAUGUUCACGGGUAUCGAUCCUUGUCGGCCACCAUGUCUCGCACUCAACAGAAACUCAUGUUGAUGAGGCAACACUUUCUGGCCGAUGACGAGAAUUAUCUAAAUCAUCCUCGCAAUCAAGUUAAAUUGACCAAGGUGAUGGAGAGAAUUAAUAGAGAGCACGAUUCUAUUACAAUGUUUAGGGAUCCGGUGAUUGAGAGUUUGCAGAGAGUGUUUACAAAGUAUGCUCAUGAUCAUCCGGAAGUGUUGGAUGAUGAUUUCGGAGCAGGGUAUAACGGGAAGGACUGGCUUGAUGGUGAUAGGGACAAAGAAAAUGAUGGGUUGGCUGACGGGUCGGGGUAUAAUAGUAUAAGAUAA